Messenger RNA from Truncatella angustata, 1011 nucleotides. RefSeq lists its product as uncharacterized. Lineage: Eukaryota; Fungi; Ascomycota; Sordariomycetes; Amphisphaeriales; Sporocadaceae. The transcript is spliced from 3 exons. The record is from RefSeq and is a predicted model, not a curated record. The coding region runs from base 1 to 1011 and encodes 336 amino acids.
AUGGCCACACCGACUCAUAGACCCAUAGCCUCUCAUCUACUCAUGGUGCCUAUGUCUGCUCAUCACCUGGUGAUCCAAGACUUCGCCGGCCAUCUGUAUCAUUAUCAAGCGUAUAUGAAGGAAGUUCAAGACAAUAAUACCCGCCUCCAACAAGUAAUUGAUCAGUUAAAUAAGAAGAUCGACGAAAUGUUUGCUUGUCAGCAGAAUCGAGAAAGAGUCAUAGAAGCACAAAGAGAACGUAUUCGUUUCUUAGAGUCUGCGCAAGCCGCACUCAGUCCGCUCGAGUUGACGCCAACCGAAUACGUUUCGACGUACAAUACCGAGCUACAAAUGUCGUGCAAUACCACACCAAGUCACGCUCCAGCGGUAGAAACGCUAAAAGAGGAUGGUUUCUAUGAGCAGAGCUUGUUAGCCUUAGUAGAGUCCUACGGAAAUACCGAGGAGGUCAUUGCGAAGAGUUCGAAGAGAACAGCCGCAAAUGAGUUGGAGGGUGAAGCCGAGCGACAGACGGAUGGAGAAUCAGCGAAUAGUGGCGUCGAAGACGUUCCCCGUCCUCGAACUGAGACGAGUCGUACGUGUUUCAUGCCAAACGCGUUCCAAUCGUGUAGCGUGUGGAAUCUAUACAGCGAAUUCUCAUCUGCAGGUGCUACAUCGUUCCCCUUCCACGUUCACGACCAUGAAUUGCUCCGAAGCUUUGAACACCAUGAUGGAAGACAAUGGGGUUGCGCUGAAGGCAUUUCAGGAUCCUCCUUUACUUGGACUGGGUUGUUAUGGGUGGAAAGAUACUACCCGGUGGAUUGGUUCACGAACGGAAAAAUUGACGACGAGAAAUACUUCGAAGUCGCUUCCAUGACAGACAAGAGGAAGGAGCGAAUUCUUUGGCUAGGAUGUCGCCUCGCCAGUCGCCGAAGAGGACUAGUAUACAACAAAGAAUCUCACCAUUUUGCGGUUCUCUCCACGUUUGAAAAGGACAUCAGCUCUCUGUCGAAAGACAAGGUCCUGAUGAUGUAG